AGAAGCUCUGAUAUACAUCAAUGGUAUUCACUUUCACCUGAUUCAGUUUUGGUUUGUCUAAUUUUUAUAUAUUCAUCAUUUCAUCAAUGGAAUCAAUCCUCUAUCAUCUAGCACAAAGGAUAGCGCUAGCUGAAAGGACACCAUACAAUUCAACGACGAUCCUUUGUUUUUUGCAGAAUUUUGAUGAAACCGGUCAAAAUUUCUUGCCACAGUUUCAAGGAAUGUUUUAUUUAUUUAUUUUCUACUUCCUUAUAUUAAUCUAAGGAAAAGUCAAAAAGUAAGAACAUAACAGAACAACUUGUGGAGAGCACAAGCUCAAUCUCAUACAUGGCUUCUCCUUCUUAUCCUUCGAACGACAAAAAGAAGGCGAAUCAAGUUCAAAGGGGUCAGUGGAUAAGAGCUGCUAUACUAGGAGCCAACGACGGGUUGCUUUCAACAACAUCCUUAAUGCUCGGUGUGGGGGCUGCAAGGAACGAUCAUAUGUUCAUGGUCUUAUCUGGAGUAGCUGGAGCCAUUGCUGGUUCAUGCAGCAUGGCUCUUGGUGAGUUUGUUUCAGUUUCGACACAGAGAGAUAUCGAAAACUUAAGUUAUGACCAUUCUUCGAAUCUUUCAAAGACUGAUAAAGAAAACAACACCAUUUAUGAGGAUAAUUUAAAGGACAUGCUUCCCAACCCUUAUAAGGCUGCAGGGGCUUCUGGUUUGGCGUUCAUAUUUGGAUCCAUCAUUCCUUUAGUACCGGCUACUUUUAUUGUUCAAAACAUGGCUAGAAAUGUGGUUGUUGUUGUUGUGGCUUCGAUUGCAUUAGCGUUGUUUGGUGGCAGUGGAGCUUAUUUUGGUGGAUCUAGAGUAAGGAUAUCUGCAAUUAGAGUACUGUUUGGUGGCUGGAUUACUAUGGGUUUGACUUAUGGUUUGCUUAAAUCAUUGAAUAAAUUCCAAAAUCAUCGUGAUUCUCAGUAAAGACUAUGUUUUGAAUGUGUAUAAUUUGAAUUGUUGUGUUGAUAAAGUUGUAAUUUUGAAAUGGAGACAUGGAAUUGAUGUUUAAACAAUCAUUUACAUCCAAUUUCAUUGAAAUUAUAAGUCUGAUUUCUAACUCUGUCUUAUUU
Impatiens glandulifera is the source of this 1103-nucleotide messenger RNA. Its product is annotated as vacuolar iron transporter homolog 2.1-like. The transcript is spliced from 3 exons. Gene Ontology annotation, biological process: intracellular manganese ion homeostasis. The coding region runs from base 328 to 957 and encodes 209 amino acids. Lineage: Eukaryota; Viridiplantae; Streptophyta; Magnoliopsida; Ericales; Balsaminaceae. Gene Ontology annotation, molecular function: iron ion transmembrane transporter activity; manganese ion transmembrane transporter activity. Gene Ontology annotation, cellular component: membrane. The record is from RefSeq and is a predicted model, not a curated record.